Molecule: messenger RNA, 2670 nt
Organism: Naegleria fowleri
Lineage: Eukaryota; Heterolobosea; Eutetramitea; Acrasida; Naegleriidae
Exons: 2
Coding region: 1-2670 (889 amino acids)
Source: RefSeq, a predicted model, not a curated record
AUGGAUUCAGAAAAGCCACAGAACGAAAUUCUCAACAAUUUUAGUAAUAUGAACCAUAAUCAUAACAAUAAUAAUACGAAUAUUACUCAUCGGAUUGCAGGCAAUCAUCACUGCCUCGAACAACCACAACGAUCAUUAUUAUUGAAUAAGACUACUGAAAUUAUGAAAAUGGCAUUACUCCGAAAGGAAAGUAUUCAUCCACAAACACAAGAACAACAAUACCGAAACUCUAGGGCAAUUUCAAAGCAAUUUGCUCAGUUCAUACCAUCAAUAUCAUCAUCAUCAUCACUUCCCAACCACUUCAAUCCUUUCUUCUCUCUCUUCAAUAAGACUGACUCUUUGACCUCCUCCCUCACUUGUCAUUGGACAAAACCUCUCGGAACGAGUUUGAUUUCAAGAAUGAUUCAAUUCAUGACAAUCAUCACCAUAUAUUUGGCACUCGUGUUCGUAGCCACAGUUCACGGAUCUCAUCAAACGAUGCCAUCUUCUCUCCUCAAUUUUCACAAUGAAGGACUUGUUUCAUCUCCCUCUCCAAAUACUUCUGAUAUUCUCUACUAUCAAAUUACUGAUCCAUGGAUACUGUCGCCGUCCUCUCAAAACGCAACUUCAUUUUCACAAAUAUUCUACACCAAAAUGUAUAUACCAAUGUAUGCAUUUUCACUUGUGGCAGUUGUGGGUCAGUAUUCAGUGAGUAUAUUUCCACCGGAUUCUCCCAUGUUGGAUCUCUGUGGACAGGAUAGUCCAGCUCAAAAAUAUAAAUCACUGACGGAUAUGACCUUCUAUGUGCCUGAAAUAGGAGAGAAUGUUCGAUCAUCGAGUGAUAAUUUGUGUCUUGAAUUCUUUUGCAGCUCGACUUUAAAAUAUCAUGAAGUGGAGAAUCGGAAAUUGAACUUGACACGUUGGUCACAAGUGGAUGAAUUUACAUGGUUUUAUAAUUACUGUUUGUAUUGUGACAACGUUGUGAGUCGAGAAUUUAAGGAUUUUCUCAUUAAUAACAGCAGUACUCAGAGUUCGGAAAACCCAGAUCAAUCCGCAUGUCCUCUAUUCAAUCCAACAAUUAUCCAAAAAGCUCAGCAACACUGUCAAAUUCAAUCAUUCCAAAACAAACCUCAACCGUACAGCAUUGGAACUUUUUUCCUUUCUUCAGAUUUAAUGGACUCUCCAGAAUUUAGAAGCGUCUUGUCAUUUUACGAUUUUAUACAAUUUGUGGAGCAGUCAAGCUUUCCGUACAAUUGUUUCUGCAAAGAACAGAGUUUGAGUUUGGUUCCUGGAAUUAGACCAUUCUCUUUUGCCUUUGCAUGUGAUAUUUAUGCAAAAGCCAUUAUUCCUCUUGUGUUUGAGUUUGGACCAAUAUUUAUUUUUCUAUAUACUGUUUUUCUAUUAUUCAGUUCAUUCUUUGUUCUGAUUUUACCAAUUUAUUGCGCAGUUUAUCGAGAGUAUCGAUAUGCAUAUGAAAAGAAACUUUUAUCUACAAUAUUUGAUUUGAGAAUUCAAAGUACAACAAUAUUAUUCUUUGCCAUAUUAUGGAUGUGUGCACAGGAAAUUUUCUCGUACCUCUUUAAUUUCAAUGCUUUCUCCUCCAUGUAUUACGAUGAAGAUUCACACAAUGGAUUUAUGUUACUUCUUGGAAACGGGUUGUUGAGAAUGAUUUCCUUAGUAUUUCUUUGUUGUUCGUUUGCAAGCAUGCUUGUCAGUUGGCAACACAUGACUUCAAAUACGGAAGGAAAUUUUCUUUCUGGAGUUGCAGGAGGAAUUGCAGCAACAGGAAAAGCACUCAUUGGAGCCUCAAAAGAUGAACGAGAACAUGGACUUGUCGAUGACAAUGAAGAAUAUACUCCUCAAAAUAAGAGAGAAAGUGAAAGAUCUUCACUUUUAUAUAUUGGAGGACGAGAUCCCUCUGAAUCGCUCUCAACUGGAAACAAAUUAAUACUGGCUGGAUUUUAUCUGUCACUCUUAGCAUUGCUCAUUACAGUAGUGAUCAUGUCAUUUUUCAUUCACACGCUCUAUAUUAUAUUUUUAGUAUUUAUUGCAUUUGGAAUGAUGUAUUUGUGGAUUUUCCCAAUUGGUUUUUUAUUCAGUGGUAUAAGAAUGUACUACAAACUCAAAUCUAUGAAAGAAAAUUUAUCAUUUGCUCGAUUGAAGUUCACAAAAUUUAUGAUCUUUGCUGAUAUUUGUUUCAUUCUGCUUAUCAUUGUUGGAGCUCUCUUCAUGCUGACCUACUUAUUUGGAUGGGAUCUCUUUGGUGUUUUUAUUGGAAUUAAUCGAUCUCUCAUUAUGGAUUUCACUAUUGUGUUAAUGAUGACCAUUGAACAAUACAUGCUCUUCAAUCAAAAAUCUAUUAAGGAUUUAUAUGGCGAGAAAAUACUCAUGUGUUGUUGCGUGUAUAAACGAAAAAAGAGAGAAGUUCCUGCAUUCGAGAUUGAGGAUGACAAUGGCCGACAAGUGGAAGACAUUGAUGAUGAAGAUUUUAAAAACAAAUCUAGUCUUAAUAUUAUUUACUCGCCAAGAGGAAGAAGACAGGCCUCAACUAUUCCUAACAUCAUCACUUCCAACGUUGGUACAGAAGAGAAGAUUGAAGAAGUGACACCAGAAGUUCACGAAGAUGACGAGCAAGUGUUACGACAAAAUGGAUUUUCUUUCAGCGUGGAUUCGCUUCCAAAAAUCGAAUAA